Monascus purpureus is the source of this 6411-nucleotide messenger RNA. NCBI's taxonomy places the organism in Eukaryota, Fungi, Ascomycota, Eurotiomycetes, Eurotiales, Aspergillaceae. The record is from the annotation of a GenBank genome assembly.
AUGGGCGUCGACUCCCGCAGACCAAUCCUGCCCGCACCGACUGAUUCCCUCGUCGGCACCAGCGUUACCCCAACUGAUCUGGAAACUGACAUUUCUCGACGUACAGACAGGACGUCAUAUUCCAUCCCAGAGGACGGAAAAGCCGUCACAAUCCCUCUCCAGCGCCAGCGUCGUGACAGGGAAGGCUCUUCCAAGCUGUCGCCCUCACAGAACUCCCACACCUCCCUCCUGAUCGAGUACUUCGAGGGAGGGAAGGGUUCCAGUUCCCUUACUUCGCGACCCAGUGUCCGCGUCCGCGUCACGCCCUCCGGUGCGCGAAAAUCCAGGGACCAGAAGGACACUGUCCAGAUCUCUGAAUCGGUCGGGUCCCAGAGACCCGUUUUCACACGUCGCAUUUCCCUCGGGUCUCCCCCCUCGAAACAGAAACAGCUGGCGGGAGGUGAUGCCCAGAGUUCCACAUCCUCCCUCUCCGUCGAAGAUCUUCACGCGUCACCUCGUCCGCCGGUGGAGAUCGAGCUCAUGGAUCGUGACCGAGGCAGCGAGCUUUCAGACCUGAGAUAUGUCAACCAGGCGUCUGAAAUAUCUACCAUGCCCCCAGACAGCAUGUUAGAUGCCACUUCCUCACUCUUGCGACACAAGCGCAGUCAGAGCUUGGGCAGAGAAGAAGCGACCCGUGCGUCCAAGGAUUUUCUCAAAACCCCGUCUAGGCAGCGAAGCCGUAGCUUGAGUAAAGAACGGAUCGCACACCGUGUGGCUGAAAAGCUCAGCAGUGAGCCACGGGAUAUCUCAAUCAGCAAGCAUAGGCGUUCGGGAAAGAACAGAGGCGGAAGCAAAGACCUAUUCAUGGAAGAGGAUACCAAAGCCCCCAGACGAAAGGUCAACCGUCACCGUGAAAUUGAACUAAGCAGUCCGGAUUCGAGCCUGCUCAGCGCAUCAGUCACAUCCUCUCACCAACGUUCAGCGGACCAGAACUCUUACCGGUCCUCCAAGUCAUCUCUCAACAAUCCAAAAUUGCUGGAGACUGUGGAAGACGCAAUCCGGAGGCUAAUUUUACCAGAGCUGAAGGAGUUGAAGAAAGAUCAGAAGGUCCUUACCAACACAUCCAAGUUCGAACGGGACCUGGCGCCUCGCCCCUUGGCAACCGCCUCGUCCAAAGGGGAGCUAGGGCGACGCUUGUCGAAGCAUUCCAGUGCCCCUGAUGUGACUAGACACACAUCCACCGAUCGAUCACUGGGAACCAAAGACCGUAAACCCAGUAAGGAUGCUGGGUUGACUUUUGUCAAACGAGGUUCUCGACCCGAUCUUACUGAGAAGGAUCUUUUACGACGACAGAAGAGCAAGAGUCUCCGGGAUGCAGAGGCGGCUGGAAGGGUUGGCACGGCUCUUACGGCAGCUGCUCUUUCGCGCCAUGACUCUGAAUCCACCUUAGACCACGGGAGAAGCCGAGCUUCACGGAGCGGAACGGGGACUCCUAAUGAGACCGAGCUGGGUGUCAACGAAACCGAGCUAGUCUUCCAGAAACACAACGUGCCUCCAAUGCCGCUGAAUAGCGAAAUUGACUCGGGCUUAACCAGAGACUCGCUUCUUUCUGAAAAGACCGCGGAGCCAUCAACACCUGCCAGAGAUACCAGAGUAAGGGAUGUGGCCCGUGGAUCUCCAGCUCAGAACGCAUCUCCCAGUCCCAGUUCACGUGUCUCACAUCGCUCGCCUCUGGGAUUCCAUCACAGCAAUAUGUCGAGUCACAAUUUAUCUUUUCAUGAUGCCUCCGAUCAUGACUUACGUGAACAUAGCCCCUCGCCCAUGAGCGACUCAACGCUUGGUUCGGGGGAUGUCGCAGAGGCAGCCGCAGCCAAUCUACUUGGUGUCGAUCCGGGGUUCCAUGGAACCCCAGAUGAACACUCGGAUUUCUCAAACAGACGACGGACUCUUAGCCCGAUUCAGAGUGUUGCUAGUGGUAGGACUGAAGACACUCAGACGGGGCAUCCCGAAGUGCCACAAGGACACGCGGAUUCCGAAGGAGAGAGGCGGCUGGAGCCGCAUCUGUCAAUUGAGUCUCUGUCUUCAGCACCCAGUACAGACCUUGCAAGAUCAACAAGGCUGGGCCCCAGCAUGGACAGUCGGAGCGAGCUUGCGAAGGACGAACCUGGACUUGGUCUCGGUUACGAGGAGUCGCCCAGGCCCUCGCAAGGCAGCAGAGGAUGGCAAGAUUCCGAAGCUAGGGAAGGAAGCAGAAUCGACCUGAGAGACGCUCACCAUGUAGACGACAGUGAGGUCGAUUACCUGCAAAAGGUUAACCAAGGUCAGCAUGUCGCGGAUGUCCGUGGUGCAAAUCCGAAGUUCUUCCAACCGCUGGCGGUUGAAUCAGCAGUGGCGUCUCUCCUUGAUCCCUCCGUGGUUACAUCAAAUGUCUCCAAGGUACCAGCGAACCGGUCGCAGCCUGACCUUGGUAAUCAAGAAUCCCAAUCGGCCAGUCGCACCCCUCAGCCCAGGGAAGACACGAUGAGAGAGCAGCAUACUUCUCUUCAGGAAGCUCCUACGAAACAGCGCCAGGAUGCUGCUAGUCCUGGUGCCAUCUCGCUUCCUAAGAGGAUAGAUACCACUUCGCCUCCACAGAGCGUCGCGCAGUCGAUUGAAAAUCAGGAAGAACCAGAACACCAGGCUCCAGUUCACGUGAGUUAUGACGAGAGCCCCGAUCACGAAGCCGGUCAUAGCCCUGAGACCGAGUCCGAAAUCAAUACCAACCCUUCCAUUAUCCAGGGACCAAUCGGCGGGAUGCCUCAUGGGGCCCAAGUUCCUUGGUCGUACGAUCCAACGUCUGCGAAAGCUAAUCAGCUUCCUUACCCCGACGAUCAUGAAUUAGCUAAUGAUCAGAUGGGUUACGAUUACCACGGCUAUUCCAAUACAGUCCGCAGAGCUACUUAUGACUCCAAUGGUUUCUUCAAUCAGCCGGACGAUUACAUGGGUGAACAGCUGUUUGCAACUCCGCCAGGGGCAAAAGAUGAGGGCUAUGUCUCUGCUGCUAAUCCACUUUCGCCGAGUAUCGGCUCACCACAGCCUGCAAGCAAGGGCCUCGGUGGUCUCAACGCAAAUCCCGUAUCUCUGUUCGAUAACCCAAUCGAGGAUGAUCUUUUCGGAGCAACUUCCCACCAGAGAAACCUCAGCGGGUACUCUCAUGGGAUUCCCUCACCCUUGUAUGACAGCGCCACAGGAAGAGGUAUCGAGAGAAUCAAAUCCAAGGACAUCGUUGCGCUUAUGGAUCAUCUUACCGUUCGCGAUGCUCAACGGAAUGCCCGAGACACCGAGAUCCUGGUAACCCUUGUCCGAAGCGCGGCAGAAAUGCGCAAUUCCUUUGAGGAAAUGAAGAAGUUCAUUGCUCACCAGGAUGGACUUAUCAUGGAAACAUCGGGCAAACAGCACGAGCAGACACAAAAACUUAUUGGGGGUCCCAGGCCUCUUCCCCCUAGUGGAUCGCGGACCAUGCGUCAACUCGGGUCAGAAGAAGGCGAAGAUUUGCGUACGAAACGGCGGAAUGUUUUCAAGCGCGCUCUGAAAGGAUUAACCCUGAAGUCUUCCAACGAUCUCACCAAGAUUGAGGAGAUGCUGGAGCAGUUACUAGAAGAAGUCGAGGCCCUACGAGCUGUUCAGGAAGGAGAUAGAGCCACUCGCAGCGCUCCUCAGGCUGCAAGUGUAGAUCCAGAGGGCUACGAGCCGGAAGGCCGAGCUGGCACGUCGACGUCGUCCCCGGGAAACCAGUCUGGAUACUUCUCUAAUUCUUCACGUCCGCUUGCCGACUCUCGUGGCAUACGAAGGGAUUCUGCGCAUCGUGUCAGCACCGUCCAUGAAGUAGAUGAGGAUAUGGAACUCGAAGGGGGGGGAGGACAGUUUUCGAAUCCAUCGAGCGGGCAGUACAUAGCGCGCCAUGCAAGGGCGGAAUCGGCACCUCUCAAUACUCCCCCCAAGAUCGCGCUGAAUUCAGGCUCGGCAAGCAACGAGACGACGCCGAAGACUUCCGAGAAAGCUCGGAAACACAAAUCAAGCAGCUCGUCUUUCUUCCCCAAGAUAUCUCGCUGGUCUAAGACUACGACAUCUUCGGCAGAUAAUACUCGCAACAGCGCGCAGCCGCCUCGUAAGGACCUCCCUUACUCUGACAUGUCACGUUCAGGAUCGGACCUCGCUCAAGACCAGUACAAGACGAGCUUUUAUGACCCUCAUGGUGACGACAGACUGCGGUCGACGCACACCUUGGAUGAUCAGCGGCAACAACAAGAGAAUCGGCCUCCGUCGCCUCUGGUUCCAUCGCAGGUCUCGGAGACUCCCAAGUAUCGAGCUCACCGGGAUAGUUUAAAUCUCCAGCACCCGCAGCCUCGACAGGGCCCGUCCGGGCGCUACCAGUCUCAAUUGGAGUCGCAGGCUUAUGACUUUAGAAGUCCAGUGUCGCCCACGUCAGAUCAGUGGGGUUCCAACCCCAGUCUGGUCGGCCCUGCUAGUGCCGCUCAAAAUCGGUACAGCAACGGAGGCCACCUAUCUCCAAUUUCUGAUGCUGGCUAUUCGGAAGCUACCUCUCGAACUGGCAAGACGCCUCCUCCCCCAAGGCCACCUAAGCUCAGGGACGAUGGCCCGCUUGUUCCGGAGCGGCCUCCCAAGGUCAAUGAAGAUGAGGGAUCCAGUUAUGUGGAUCGUGUUGUUUCACGGAGUUCUGCCAUGCGCUCCACACCUCCUCUCCGAAAACCUACUGGCCCUCGUCCUCUUACUUCCGCCGGCGGCAAUCAGUACAGCCCCGGACACUCGAAGAGGACUCGCUAUUGAGGAAGUCCCGUACAAAGCGUUGAUGACGAUUACUAAUUUUUUUUUUUUUUUUUUUUUUUUUUUUUUUUUUGUUGUUGUUGCCCGUUUUCUUUUCGGGAACUUGAUACCCAAAAGAAAGAAGAUUCUUCUUCUGUCUCUCUCGUCAAGCCGUCAUCUAAUGCAUGUAUAUCUGCAGUUAUUUCGGAAUUGUGCUCAUGACAUCAAUCUUAAUUUCAUGAUAAAUACCAUUCUGUUUCUGCUCUGGUCUUUGCCUGUUGUCUAUUGAUUUUUUUUUCGUCGUCAUCUAUUACGAUCAAGCGUUAUUUCUUCUCUGCUUGUGCUAUGUGAAACAUCAAAUCCCACCUUCUACUUCCUUUACCCUUGUUUAUAUUGAAAAGAAUACGGCAUGUAUAUGCAUUUUUUGCUAUACACAUAAUUUUGUCUAUCAUGAUGAUGAUUUUACCAUUCUUCCUUUUACGAUGCACAUUAUUAUGAUUCCUUCCAGCCCUUGCUGCUUGCAGUUACGAUGACACUGUGGAUAUUUAUGAUCUCGAUCAGCACAGAUAUUACUGAAGUAAGGAUAGAAACAACAUUCAUGGUUCUAGUAAAUCUUCGUCUGCCUACAGGCUGUUACACAAGUGCUUCAUAGGGAUUGUCUACAGGAUACUAGUACCAGCGAAUGGACACGACUCAGGCUUGAUUUCCAUUUGGGCUGUCCUGAAACUCACUAUCAGAUAAAAUGCAUGUCUGUUGUACCAGUCCCAUCAGGAGUAUAUGCCAAAUAUGAUCUGAUCUAUUCACGGUACUUCUUACCGAUGCAUGACUAGAAAUCAUUUGCCACUCUAGAGUGAAUAGGAGUAACGGUGAAUUCAGCUAUGAGAGUAUAUAUAAAAGGCCACUUUAAUACAUGCAUCUCGCCUUUUAUUCAUACCUCUUACCUUAUCUCUUACAGCCAUAAUCAUCUUUUUAAAAUGUCAUGACAAGCCUUUUUUUGCUCAAUGGGAUUCAACAGAUCCAUCGAUACAAACAAGCAGUCAAAGCAACUUGGUGGAAUCCAGAAGUAGUUCAUCUGAGAAAGGCCUAAUGGACUUCUCCAUAUAAUAGUUAUAUGUGGCAUACAUACAUUAUGUCAUGGGCUACGCCCAGGCAUAUGACAACUCUGCUUUCCCUUUUAUACCAUUUUUUCUGUCUGUCUCUUUGCUUCAUUUGUUCUGUUUGUUGCUGGAAUGCCCUUCUUCUUCCUCACAAGGAAUCCUUCGUGUAUUUAGUACGAAAAUGAAUUUUAUAUUCGAACCCUUACACAUUAUUGUUGUUGUUUAUAUGAAGCAGUGAUGAAUGGGGUUUAUGAUUGCCUCUUCCUCGAGGACCAAGGUGUGGUGUGUGACAUCUAGGAACUCAGAGAGUCCAUGCAUCAUGAGGCUCAAGAAUAAUUUUAGGGGCUUUUACAGAUUACUGUUACUGUUAGACUGUGUCCUAUAGCACUCAUCCUGCUCUUAUGGGAAUUCUUAUUAGUUACGGGGUGGUUACAUUAUGUCACGGACUGAAUAUCUGACCUUGUCAAGCUUGUCCUGGGUACUCAUCUCCAGUUCUCCUCACAAACCUACAGUUAUUCAGCAAAAGAAGUGC